GCUGCAAGGGCCAGUUGUGUAAAGCGAGAACGUAAAAGCUCUAACCUUAAGGCUUAAAAGUAAACAAUGUCAUGUCGUCUCCUGGGCUGCGUGCAUUAGGAAUAUUUUUUUUUAAUUUCUAAGGGUGCAGUUCUGUUGAUGUUAACAUAAACGAUGUACUGUUUCGACCAUUCUAGACUGCCUUUUCAAUAAAGUUUGGAAGAAAAUGGCGCUCAACGCGGAAGUGAGUUCAGUGCCAUGAUGUGUAAUGUUGGUGAAAAAGUGUCAUGUUGACUAAGCUGGAAGGGGACGCCGCAACUUCAUCAUUUAGCUGAGAUUCAGGUCAGCAGCAGUCAUGGCUGAGGCCGGAGCUCACCUUACCUCCGGCAGUGUGAGGGAGCAGCCGUCCAUCUUUGAGGUCUUGGCUCAAGAGUCUCUGAUGGAGUCAGUGAAACCAGCACUGAGACAUGCUGUCAAGGUUCUGGCAGAGUCCAACCCCUCUUGCUUUGGUUUCCUGUGGCGGCGCUUUGAUGAGUUCUACCUGCUGCUGGAUGUCCUCCUGCAGAACCACUUCCUGUUUCACUGUAGCGCCUCCUUCUCUGAGAACUUCUACGGACUGAAAAGGGUUACAGGAGGGCGGGGCCUCCCUGUUCGCCUGGGGCUUCCAAGAAAGACCCGCUGGAGGUCUCUUCUCCUCCUCUGCCUGGUGCCUUAUCUGCGGGCCAAGCUGGAGGCCAGGUGUGCGCGCCAAAGGGAAGAGGAAGACUUCUCCAUACGGCUGGCACAGAGCAGGAGCCAGAGGCUGUACCGGGCGGCGGUGGCAGCUUACCCGUAUGUCAACUCCGCUUGGCAGUCCUGGGUCUUCUGUCAGCAGCUGCUCUUUGUCUUCGGAGCGGCGCGUACCCACAGUCCUUUGCUGUGGCUGGCGAACGUCCGACUGGCUCGGCUCACCGGGCGAGAUGUCCGAGACAUGGAGCUGAACGCCAGCAAAAGUGGCAGCCCGGCUGGAGCCAGUGUGUUACAGAGGAUGUGGUGGGUGACGUCACAAGCGGCGAGGGGCGUGGCCAUCUCCCUCUCCACCUCCCUCUCCAUGGGGGUCUUCUUCUUACAGUUCCUGGAGUGGUGGUACUCCUCCGACAACCAGGCCACCGUGAAAAACCUCACCUCCCUCCCCGUGCCUCCGCCCCCCCUCCACCUGCAGACGGCCGACCACAGCGAGGGCCGUGACAAGACGCACUGUCCGCUUUGCCGGAGGCUUCGGGUCAACGCCACCGCCCUGUCCACGUCAGGGUUUGUCUUCUGUUAUCGCUGCGUCUACACGUACGUAAAAGCCAAACACUGCUGUCCACUCACCGGCUUCCCGACAGAGUUGCAACACCUCAUCAAGAUCUACUCGCCAGAGAGCUCGAUCACUUGACCGUCUCAUUUAUAACAAUACAGUCGAAUGUUGAUCAAUCUAGUUAAAUAAAAUGGAGCAUCUCCAACCCAAUGUCAGCUUUACAAUACUAUAUCAGUUACAAAAUUAUCAAUAUCUGUUUCAAAAAGUAAAAUUCAUGACCUUUUAAAACGCCGCUGUGUACACGGACGCAGGAAGAAGUACAGAGCGCCAAUAAACCUUAAAGGCACUGCCUUUGCGUGUCGUACCAGUCACAUAAUAUCUACGGCUAUUGACACACUCGCAAUUGAAUGCAAUGCAUACUUGAUCAACAGCCAUACAGGUCACACUGAGGGUGGCCGUAUAAACAACUUUAACACUGUUACAAAUAUGCGCCACACUGUGAACCCACACCAAACAAGAAUGACAAACACAUUUCGGGAGAACAUCCGCACCGUAACACAACAUAAACACAACAGAACAAAUACCCAGAAUCCCUUGCAGCUCUAACUCUUCCGGGACAAAACAAUAUACAACCCCCACCCCCUCAACCACCUCAACCUCCUAAUGUCCUAAAUUCCAAGCUGCUGUUUUGAGGCAUGUUAAAGAAAAUUAUGCACUUUGUGACUUUAAUAAUAAAUAUGGCAGUGCCAUGUUGG
Nerophis lumbriciformis (worm pipefish) is the source of this 2013-nucleotide messenger RNA. It is a transcript of the gene pex12, whose product is annotated as peroxisomal biogenesis factor 12. Gene Ontology annotation, molecular function: protein binding; ubiquitin-protein transferase activity; zinc ion binding. Gene Ontology annotation, cellular component: peroxisomal importomer complex; peroxisomal membrane. Gene Ontology annotation, biological process: protein monoubiquitination; protein import into peroxisome matrix. The record is from RefSeq and is a predicted model, not a curated record. NCBI's taxonomy places the organism in Eukaryota, Metazoa, Chordata, Actinopteri, Syngnathiformes, Syngnathidae.